CGUACAUGCUCCGUCAGUCAUCUUUUCAUAUCACGAUUACAAGAGUACAGUAUACGCAACGAGAGUCCGAGAAUAUAUUUGUACGCGAUUAGUGCAUUUGCAUUGUAACUGAAAUUAAUUUUUCAUAUUUUUUAAUUACGUGAAAUUGUGUUAUUGAAAUAUUGUUUCAAAAAUUAAAAAAAGAAUGGAUAGUCCAUUACCACAUAUUAUGGAAAGUGCGGAUUGUGAUGGUUUAACAAAACCAAAAGACAGGUUAUUCAGCCUUCUUGAUCAGAUCGAAGUACAUGUAGAACAAUUGAGAAAAGAUGCUUGGAGACUCGAAGAAGAAAGGGAUACUCUCUUGACAACCUUAGAUACUCUCAGAAACAAUGAAAUUCUUAGUGCAUUAGAAGAGACUGACAAAGAUGAUGUGCUGAGAUAUGCUGAAAGAUUGUCUAUGCGAUGUUUAACAGUUGAUGUAUUGGUUAAAAUUCAACGUGAUCAGAUUCAAGAAGAAGCAUUACAUCAAGUAAAUGGUUUGAUUGAUAGUCUAGUUGUUGGUCUUCGUAAUGAUCCAGCUGGAACUCGACAACGUUGUGCAUCUUUUAUGAAUGCUUGUACCUCACAAAAUGUUGGCCAUUCUGAUAAAAAUUUUGAAACAGCAAUUCUUGGAUGUACUAUGGAUGAUCAAAAACGAAUAAAAAAAAGAUUACAAGGAUUAUUAGAUUAUAUUGAUAAAAUGCAUACAAUUCAAUUACUAUGAAGUUAUAUUGAAAAUAAUUGAUUUUAAAGAAAACUGAAUAAAUCACUCCUUAAAUGAGCAAUAGUUGUUCUAAAGGAGAUUUGCAAAAAGUUACUUAAGGCAGGGUGCUUCAUGAUAAUUCAAUGAUGAUUUUUAUGGUAAAUGUAAAAAAAGUAUUAUAUAAUGUGAAUUAUUUUCCACGAUAUAUAUAUUGUUUCUAUGCCUUACUGUAUGUGUAAGUAAGGUUUUAUGGAUAUUACAUUUGUAUUUGAACAUUAAUUAUGGUAGGAAGUAUAAAUAUAAAAUUAAUAUAAAAAAAUAUUUUCAUACAUAAUAUAUUCACAUAAAAUUUUUUAAUAAAAACUAAGUUUGUGUAUGUUUUAAAUAGUUAUAAUAUAUAAAUAAAAUAAAACUAUGUUAAGAAUAAUAAUUUUAUUAGAAUCUAUAUUUGAAAAGAAGGAAAAUGAAUAAUAAAUAAAUGUGUGUAAAUCAUGACAUUUUAUAUUCAUUAAUCUUUAAUGAUUUAAUUGUGAGUAAAUACUUACUAAUUUUCUUUUUUCUUUAAAAGAUAUAAAAACAUAACAUAUUAUUAGUAUUUUUAUAGUAUUUGUUCUUUGUGUGGAUAUUAUACUUAUGUGAUUACUGAUUGACAUAUGAUAUACUUAUGUUAUUAUCUAUAAUUUAUUAUUAUCUUAACUAUUUAAACUUAAUAAUGCUUCCUACUAUAAAAAGACUAUUAAGGAAUGUUAAUGAAAAUUACAUAUAAAUUAUAAUUAUAGAUUUGAUUUUUUAAUAUGUUAACUGUUAUUAAUGGUUAUAACUUUAUUAUAUUAUUGUAGAUAAAGUUAUCAUAUUUGAUAUAAAAUUUAUAAUUUUCUUUAUAUUACAAUUAUUAUAAAAAAAAAUAAGAAUUUCAUAUACAGUUUGGCAAGAUUUUCAAAAGUUAUUUAAUUUAUGUGAAAAUUAAUUUUUUUUUUAUUUCAUGUUAUUGUAUAAUGUAAUUAUUUCGUUGUUAAAAUGAUUAUUAAUAUAUGAUAUAGUGCAUAGAUA
Messenger RNA from Apis dorsata (giant honeybee), 1771 nucleotides. RefSeq names its product BAG family molecular chaperone regulator 2. The record is from RefSeq and is a predicted model, not a curated record. The transcript has 3 exons. Bases 185 to 742 code for a protein of 185 amino acids. Gene Ontology annotation, biological process: protein stabilization. NCBI's taxonomy places the organism in Eukaryota, Metazoa, Arthropoda, Insecta, Hymenoptera, Apidae. Gene Ontology annotation, molecular function: protein-folding chaperone binding; adenyl-nucleotide exchange factor activity.